Molecule: messenger RNA, 939 nt
Organism: Cavia porcellus (domestic guinea pig)
Lineage: Eukaryota; Metazoa; Chordata; Mammalia; Rodentia; Caviidae
Product: vomeronasal type-1 receptor 4-like
Exons: 1
Coding region: 1-939 (312 amino acids)
Biological process (GO): G protein-coupled receptor signaling pathway
Cellular component (GO): membrane
Molecular function (GO): pheromone receptor activity
Source: RefSeq, a predicted model, not a curated record
AUGUUUCCCAGCACAGUACUUUUUGGCUUUUUCCUCAUAUCACAGGUUUGUAUUGGUGUCCUCACAAACUCAUCACUGUUCAUGGCAUUGAUGUAUACCUUCUUAACUCAACCUCAGCUUAUGAGGCCCAUAGAUUCCAUUAUGAUUCACAUGACAGUGGUGAAUAAUUUGACUAUCAUAGUCACACUUACACCAUAUAUCAAGGCAUCUUUUGGGGUAAGACACUUUUUGAAUGAUGCUGGCUGUAAGGUAAUUUUGUAUGCAUACAGAGUUACCCGAGGUGUGUCCAUCUGUACUACCUCACUUAUGAGUACAUUUCAAGCCAUCACUAUCAGCCCCAUUACUUCUAAGUGGGCACGGCUCAAGUCUAAACUCUCUGCAAUGAUUAUUCCUUCUUUGCUUAUCUUCUGGAUCAGCAACUUACUCAUUUACAUCUUUGUUAUUGAAAACAUAAGAGCAAACGGCAAUUUUUCUCUUGUCGGUCGAGGGUAUUCUCAUGUAUAUUGCCAAUCUAGACAAAUGACAACCAUGUCUUCAUGGUCCUUAAUAAUCCUCAUGUUGGCCUGUGAUUUUGUGUUUUUGACACUCAUGAUCUGCACCAGCCUCUACAUGGUGAGUCUCCUCUACAGACACCACAGGAGAGCCAAGUAUGUCCAUAGACCCUCUUACCAGACACCUGCAGAAAUCAGAGCAACUCAAAUCAUUGUCUUGCUGCUGAGUUGCUUUGCGUUAUUCUAUUGUUCAAACAAUAUUUUCACUUUUUAUUCCAUUUCUACAUACCAGAAAAUUCCUGCUUUAGAAGGGAUUAGUGCAAUGUUAUCAUCAUGUUAUCCAACAAUUUCUCCUUUGUUUCUGAUAAAAAGUAAUAAAAUGGUUUCCCAAUUUUUCUGUUUUGCAGUGAUGAGGUUUAUCCGUCCUCAAACUACUUUCAAUGGCUAA